Messenger RNA from Triplophysa dalaica, 3795 nucleotides. RefSeq names its product kit ligand a (gene kitlga). Gene Ontology annotation, biological process: positive regulation of cell population proliferation; cell adhesion. Bases 299 to 1114 code for a protein of 271 amino acids. Gene Ontology annotation, cellular component: plasma membrane. NCBI's taxonomy places the organism in Eukaryota, Metazoa, Chordata, Actinopteri, Cypriniformes, Nemacheilidae. Gene Ontology annotation, molecular function: cytokine activity; stem cell factor receptor binding. The transcript is spliced from 10 exons. The record is from RefSeq and is a predicted model, not a curated record.
AGUCGCUCGCAAGAACCCGCGGUGGGCGGGAAUGCGCUGAAGUCACACGAUAAAAGGCUUUGCGCGUGAAAAAACUUUAUUCUUUCCGUCUGUUGUGCACCGUGCGGUAUGAAGCGUCUACCUGGAUACUUACCCACAUUGCUUAGAUUGAGGUGACUUUCUUAUCCUCCCGCAUUUGGAUUCUACUUUAUGAUGAUUUUGGAUAUGCACCAUCGGGAUGAAGAGAACCCUUUCCCUGCCCGCCGAAGUAAGAUAAAAUAGGGUUUCGCUCACAUUGGAGUUACUCCUCUCGUUCCAUAUGAAGAAGCCAAACAUUUGGAUAUGCACCUGUGUCCAUUUAUUGCUGUACAUGACAGUCGCUGCCUAUUCCAGUGAAAUAGGGAAUCCCAUUACAGAUGACAUCAAAAAGAUUUCUUUGUUGAAACAGAAUAUUCCAAAGGACUACAAGAUAACAAUAAGUUAUAUACCUAAAGAAGCGAGUGGCAUGUGCUGGGUGAAGCUCAAUGUAUUCCACUUGGAGAUGAGCUUAAAAGGCCUGGCGCAGAAGUUUGGGAACAUAUCUUCCAAUAAAGACAAUAUAGGAACUUUUGUCCAAAUCUUGCAAGAGAUGCGAUAUCACAUGGGAAGAAGCUUGGAGGAUUCAAUGAUAGAAUUCGAGUGUCACUACAUAGAAGAAAUGUGGUACACAGCGAAGUACUUUGAAUUUGUGGAGGAUUUUUUCAACACCGCCAAUUCGUCUAGAGAAGCGGAGGACUGCGAGCCACUGCCGUGUCCCACAUCUACAAAAACAACAAUAAUAUCGACCACAACAGCGUCGCCGGGGUCACGGCACCAUAGCACAAAUGAAAAACAGAACGGUUCAUCAGAUGCCAUAGAGAAAGGAGCGUUUCUUUCGAAAGUCGUGGAGAGCAGCCUCUUGUCACUCCUCUCCAUCCCCUUCAUAGCAGUGCUGUUUUUGUUGGUCUGGAAGAUUAAAUCUAGAAGAAAUGCCCCUCAAACCGAACGGAGUGUAGAAGAAGGCCCCGCCCUUUUCUCUGGGGAGGAAGCCCAUAUACCCCCAUUAGAUGUGGAGAUAUCGGAAAAAAACAGAUUAAAUAUUAUCAGGGCUGUGUAAAUCCAGCUCCCAGCUACACAACGCAGUCGCUUUCUCAGACCACACCAUGGACAGAACUCAUCGACCAGCACCUCUGAAAGCUUCUCACAUCUUCUCCUGCGAAGGACACAUACUGGCCUCCAACUCAAGAACUGCUCUUUGAGUCUUCAACAACCACUGCUGAACCCUUUGGGGUGGAUACAGUCGCUCCUGAGAACUCCUGAGAAUUGCUCUUCGUGCUCUUUAACGCUUCCUUCUCUCUGAGACUACAGGGAGACUGUGCAGGAGGUACAUGAUGAAAAGCAGGACGGCGUCGGAUUCGCGCCAAGAAACUCACCGCAGUUCAGAAGGAGAGCAUCCGUCAGUUGCUUAAGAAGACAUGGCUGUAAUAAUGGAGUGACAGCAGGAUUGACUACCUCCAACUGCACUGGUCCAUCUUCUACCCUCUUUCCUUAGCCCAUUGUUCUCUUUUCUCCUUUGCUCUGGGCAUCCACCUUUCAAGUUUUUGGAACGUUCGAAUCAGUAAAGUCAUAUUUAGAGUUUAUCAUCUGAUUUGUGAAUUGUUUUAAUUUUCGCUGUAAACUGGUGGUGUGGACUUAAUUUAUUUAUUUUGCGAAUAUGACAUGGCACCUGCAUGUCGUCAGAUGAUUCUUGAGACGACACAAAGUUUCAAGCUUACGAUAUAUUACGUAAUCCUUAUUGCUUGUGUACUUCAACAACAAACACUCAUAUAUGUACUUAUAGCUCCUCAUUUGAUAGAAGCCAUUAUUGUUCUGUUUUUAAUGCUAUAUAUCAGAUAUUAAAGAUUUUUUCUUCAUCUGCUCUAAGUACGGCAGUGAUAAAAAGUUUUGCGUUACAUUUAUAUAUAACGUCUGUUUCAGUGUUUUUGAAGUCAUUUAGUAUAAAAAUCUCUGGUGGCUGCUAAUUUUAUAGAUUCAGCUUUUAUCGACGGUUAUUGAGUUUUAUUACUCAGAGAUUUUUUAUUUAAAGUAAAAAAAUAUGAAAUUCUAAUAAUUUUAAUUCGCAAGAGCAAAAUAUAUGAUAGCUAAUACAUCGACAUAACUAUACACAAACAUAGAUGGUUUUAUAUCAACUAACAAACAAAUGUAAACAUCAAAAUAAGCUGAAGUAGUAUUAUGUCAAACACAGCGACUUUUUUAAAACGGUACACAGAAUCGUAGUUUUACACCACACAUAUACAAUUUGAAUAGAAAAAUUUGGAUUGCGUCAAACCAAUUUUUCAGUCCCAUUUUUGCAUUGCAGGCACCUGAAAUGCUAUUUUGACAAAUAAAAAAACGUGCAUGUACACUUUUGCUCCGUAUUUUGUGCCUUUCAUUGCAUGGCUCCUGUAAAGAUUCUCUUGGAAGACCAGCCAUAUAUUUAUUAUGGAAAAUAAUAUUACGAUGAUAUUGCACUAUUUUCAUUCAAAUUUGCAAAAGUCUUGGGACAUUUCAAAUAAUUUUUCAAGAAAUACACAAGAACACCUUUAGGUGUUACAUGAACCUGUUCUAGCUUUGGCCUCCCGUUGAAUACGAAUCAAAUUAUGCAUGUCGGCAUUUCGAUGUCUCACAUCGCUAACCUGUACAUAAUGAUUUAUUAUAGUUACAAUUCAUAUAGACAAUUGCUGAUGACUCAAAGAUGAUUCUCAGCAGAAAUCAUAUUCUUAUUUUGUACCCUGCCUCGUCCAACUGGUUGUAAUGAUCUAUAUACUAGUCUGUAUCGUUGGGAAUAACCUGUUGCCUGCCUCAGUGAUUUUCAUUUUCUUACCCAAAUCAUAUUUCACCACAGUCUUUUGUAAUGUGAAGUUUGGUGAAUAAUCAUUUAUUAUUCUGGUUAAGGUGGAUGUUUACAGAAACUUGUGUUAACUGGCAGCGAUUUUAUUGUAGUGGUUGAUGCUUUCAUUCAGUCCAUUCAGCCGUUCUCGAUGAAGCAUGUCAAAUAAAAGUAUUUGCUUUUUGACCAAUGGUUUCGCUUUAGACCUUCUCAGCGUAGCUCAGGUGAUGUUACAACGUGUGAAAAGUAACAGAUCUUGUGUUGUGUGUCAUUUAUAAUCUACAGUUUGGUAAACCUGAUAAGUUCCUGUAGAGGACUGCAUGGGUGAAGCAUCCUUUGGUUCUAGAAAACAAAAGUCUUAAGGUUGCAUAUAUAGUCAAUAAAUAGCAGUAAACCGAUAAACUACACACUACGAAUUGUCAGAAGUUUGAAGUGAAACAUUCCUACAUGUUGUGUGAAAAAACUGGCUGAAGCUGUGAAAAAGGCACAUGUGGCAUUCCCCAGGACGCAACCAUAUAUGAGCCAGCCCGCCAAUUCCUACAACUGCCCUAUGUUGUUGGCGAACUGUCGGAAGGCACAGUUCUCAUCCCCAGAUUGGAUUUUUGUUUGGUUUGUGACAUUUAGGGACGUGCAAGAGAACUGAACCAGGAAAUUUCAAACUUGGCACGUCCCAACUUCCGUAAUUGGAUCCUGCGUCAUGUUUCUACGACUGCAGAACACAUCAAGGCACGAAGUCAGUCAGGGUGCCAAACGUAAACAAGGAAUUGUGGCCCAGUCGUUGUCUGGGUUACAGUCUACUGUAUUCUGUAUUUUAUAUGAAUAUAUGCAAAUCUAUGUAUGAGAUGUGAAUAAAGUUACAUUUAUCCACCACUGCUAAGGCUUGGGUGGGUUUACUUCUCAUUAAAGCUAAUAAAAUCGUAUUAAUUACA